Molecule: messenger RNA, 1344 nt
Organism: Drosophila willistoni
Lineage: Eukaryota; Metazoa; Arthropoda; Insecta; Diptera; Drosophilidae
Gene: Gr61a
Product: gustatory receptor for sugar taste 61a
Exons: 8
Coding region: 1-1344 (447 amino acids)
Biological process (GO): detection of chemical stimulus involved in sensory perception of taste; sensory perception of sweet taste
Cellular component (GO): membrane
Molecular function (GO): sweet taste receptor activity
Source: RefSeq, a predicted model, not a curated record
AUGUGGCAAAAUGGUGGCACUGCAUUUAAGCCUGAUGCAAAUAUUUUGCGUCAUCUCAAGGCGAAAAGACAAAAACAACGAGCCGUAGCAGAGGUCAAGCUACGCUGUCUUUGGGGUCACAGUAGGAAUUUCGAAGACCUGGAUACAUUUCAUCGAGCCAUCAGACCGUAUCUAUGUCUAGCACAGAUUUUUGGAAUUAUGCCAUUAUCAAAUGUAUUGAGUAGAGAUCCCCAAGAAGUGAAAUUUCGAAUGCGUUCCAUGGGAAUGGUGUUUACUGUAUUAUUUCUAUUGCUUGGAGGCCUUAAAACGAUCAUUGUGGCCGAUAGAUUACUCACAGUAGGAUUGAAUGCCAAAAAUAUGGAGGGCUUAUUCUUCUUUAUAAUGGGCAUGAUAAUAUGCGCUUGUUUUGUCAGCUUUGCACGCUGUUGGUCACGUCUCAUCGUACCAUGGAGUUGCUUGGAUAUACUGAUGCUCUUUCCACCCUAUUUACCUCCAAGGAGAAGCUUAAAAUAUAAACUACGUUUGCUUGGCUCCUGUCUUAGUAUUGUGGCUAUGGUGGAACAUGCCUUAUAUUAUGCGUCUGGCUAUUAUAGCUAUCGCAUGCAUGUAGUCCAUUGUCAUACGAAUCAUUCAAGGAUCACCUUUGCAUCGUAUGUGGAAAAAGAAUUUGCUGAUAUAUUUCAAAUAAUACCAUACAAUAUUAUAUCAGUUUUUUAUGCAUUUUUUCUAAAUGGAACAUUUACCUUCAUUUGGAAUUUCAUGGAUCUAUUUAUUAUGUUAGUAAGUCUUGGUCUUGCCCAACGUUUCCAACAGUUUUCGAAACGUGUUCUCAAAUUGGCUAAUUGUUUUGUUCCGGAUGCCUUGUGGUCAGACAUACGAAUGGAUCAUGUUCGAUUGUGUGAACUGUUGGAGCUUGUUGAUUUCAGCAUGUCUGUUAUUAUAUUGAUAUCGUGUCUCAAUAAUGUCUACUUCAUUUGCAAUGCCCUACUUGCCAUAUUUACCAAACUGCGUUAUACUAUCAAUUAUAUAUAUUUUUGGUACUCUUUAAUAUUCCUAUUGGCCCGUACAUUUUUGGUCUUUCUGUGCGCCUCUCAAAUAAAUGAGGCGUCUCGGCUACCCCUCAAAGUACUCUAUAUGAUACCCAGUGAAUCUUGGUCACAGGAAGUUCAACGUUUUGCCCAACAAAUAACCAAUGAAUAUAUAGCCCUAUCUGGCUGUCGCCUCUUCUAUUUGACACGCAAAAGUUUCUUUGGUAUGAUGGCCACUUUGGUUACCUAUGAGUUUAUGCUAUUGCAAUUGGAUGCUAAAAAUCGUAGAGCCGGACUCCCCGAGCUAUGUGCCUAA